GUCUGUGUGUGAGUUAGUUAGUGAGUGAUUUGAAAUGGCCCGCCGGGGGCUGCAGUUAUAAACUUUAUUGAGUCGGAUUGAAGCGCUUGUAAAAACAGGCUGGUCGCCCCUUUAAAAGGCGUGGCGUGCGCGCGCGGGUCGCGGCGCAGCUAAACUGCUGCUGCACGAGAGGGUUUAUUACCACACGGCGUCUCCAGACUGUCCAGUGCAAGAACACAGUGCGUGCGCGUUCGAGAAGCCGUUUGAAUCUCGGAGCGCAGACCGCCAUAAUUCCACCACUGCGUCGUGCUGCGGGAUAAUCUCCCGCUUACUUACUGGGCUCGUGGAUAGAACUACAAAGCGCCAUUCUGAUUCUGAUUCUGACGUCGGAUUUUAUUUUGCAGACCGUCACGCUGCUGUGUAGUGCGCUGCAUAUGGGCAGUGGACACGACGCUGUUGUAUGCCGUUAUUCCUCCUCCUCACUCGUUGUUAGUUAGCUUAGAUUUGUAUCCACACACACCGUUCCCAACACAACAUGGCUACCGACGAGCUGUCAUCCAAGCUGAACCGAAGACUCAAGAUCGAGGAGGGAGGCGAGGAGCCCGUGGCCGUGGACGCGGACCGGGAGCACGAGAACGGGGGCUCAGGUGAGCCUCACGAGGAGAAGUCUGUAACAGCCAACGCCGACACGGAGCUCGGGGCCAAGCUGCAGCGUCGCGGGGAGCUGAACGAGGGCGUCGGUAGCGCGCAGCAGCCGAGCAUGAAGGUCUUCAACCCCUACACGGAGUUCAAGGAGUUCUCACGCAAGCAGAUCAAAGACAUGGAGAAGAUGUUCAAGACGUAUGAUAAGGAGAAGGAUAACUUUAUUGACCUGAUGGAGUUAAAGCUGAUGAUGGAGAAGCUGGGAGCUCCCCAGACACACCUGGGGCUGAAGAACAUGAUCAAGGAAGUGGACGAAGAUCUGGACGGCAAACUCAGCUUUAGAGAGUUCCUGCUGAUCUUCCGCAAGGCGGAGGCGGGGGAGCUGGCUGAGGACAGCGGUCUGCUGGUGCUCGCUCGCCUCUCCGAAAUCGACGUCUCCACCGAGGGAGUCAAGGGAGCCAAGACCUUCUUCGAGGCCAAAGUGCAGGCUAUAAACGAGUCUAAUCGUUUCGAGGCAGAGAUCCGUCAGGAGCAGGAGGAGAAGAAGAAGCAGGCGGAGGACCGCAAGCAGCGGCAGGCCGCCUUCAAGAACCUGCAGUCGGCGUUCAAGUAACCAUGACGACCACGACAACCAUCUCAUCACCCACCCCUUCCCCACCCCCAGCCUUCAAGAACCUGCAGUCUGCAUUCCAGUAACCACGGAAACCACCUCAUCACCUCCCCAACCUGCAGUCAGCGUUCCAGUAACCACGACAACCAUCUCAUCACCCACCCCAAUCUACAGUCACCAUGGCAACGUUCCAUCAACCCUGCCACUACCUUACCUGUCAGCAUUCCAGUAACCAUGACUACCAUCUGAUGACACCACCCCACCCCGCUACCUUGAAGGACCCCCACCUCUCCAUCAGCCCCCAAGAACCUUCAACCUUCAAGUAAUGCCAAGGCAACCGUUUCACCCCCCCACAACAGCCUUCAACAGCCUGUAAACUCACAACUACUGCAGACUCUCAUUACCAAUACCUGAACACCCUCAUCGUGUGUGUCUGUGUGUGUGUGUGUGUGUGUGU
Engraulis encrasicolus (European anchovy) is the source of this 1688-nucleotide messenger RNA. RefSeq names its product EF-hand domain family, member D2 (gene efhd2). Gene Ontology annotation, molecular function: calcium ion binding. The record is from RefSeq and is a predicted model, not a curated record. Bases 515 to 1234 code for a protein of 239 amino acids. Lineage: Eukaryota; Metazoa; Chordata; Actinopteri; Clupeiformes; Engraulidae. The transcript is spliced from 4 exons.